This is a messenger RNA of Topomyia yanbarensis, 1687 nucleotides long. RefSeq names its product protein lin-7 homolog C (gene veli). The coding region runs from base 16 to 609 and encodes 197 amino acids. Gene Ontology annotation, molecular function: protein binding. The record is from RefSeq and is a predicted model, not a curated record. NCBI's taxonomy places the organism in Eukaryota, Metazoa, Arthropoda, Insecta, Diptera, Culicidae. Gene Ontology annotation, biological process: maintenance of epithelial cell apical/basal polarity; protein localization to basolateral plasma membrane; neurotransmitter secretion. The transcript is spliced from 3 exons. Gene Ontology annotation, cellular component: synapse; basolateral plasma membrane; cell-cell junction.
GAACUCGAAGCUAAAAUGGCCAACGUUUGUGAACCAUUAACGCUUGCCAAAGAUGUAAAACGUUCGAUCGAACUGCUGGAGAAUUUACAAAGAAGUGGAGAAGUGCCAGCUACAAAACUGGCGGCUUUGCAAAAAGUACUUCAGAGUGAUUUUUUGAAUGCUGUUCGUGAAGUAUAUGAACAUGUUUAUGAAACUGUUGACGUUCAGGGUUCGCUGGACGUUCGAGCGUCUGCUACUGCUAAAGCAACCAUAGCUGCAUUUGCGGCUAGCGAAGGUCAUGCUCAUCCACGAGUAGUUGAACUGCCAAAGACUGACGAAGGUCUAGGUUUCAACGUCAUGGGCGGAAAAGAACAAAACUCGCCUAUUUACAUCUCUCGAAUUAUCCCUGGGGGUGUUGCCGAUCGCCAUGGUGGAUUAAAGCGAGGUGACCAGUUACUAUCCGUAAAUGGAGUCUCAGUCGAAGGUGAAAAUCACGAAAAAGCUGUCGAACUACUGAAGCAAGCUGUUGGAUCGGUCAAAUUGGUAGUCCGAUAUACACCAAAGGUCUUAGAAGAGAUGGAACUUCGUUUCGAUAAGCAGCGUGCUGCUAGAAGGCGCCAGCAAUACUAAUAAUCAAUACAGCAGUAGUGCUGUCUAUAAUUCAAUAUUAACUCUUCAAAAGUGUUAGCAAACUUUGGUUACUCUUAUUAGACAAUCCAGGAGACGUUUGUUUGAUAACCGGGACUAGAAAAACCUGUCCAAUGAACAUUUUUCGUUAGUCCGAUUCGUUUGAUGUUGGAUCGAAUCAUUAUUGUUGGACAUCGCGUUCACCAGAGUAGUUAGAAGAAAAAAAGAACAAAUAAUCAGCACAGCAAAAACGUCGCAUGGAUUGCCUAGUUUGGUUUGUUCCACUUAAUCCACAGUAAUUUUAGUGAAACAGUUUGUGCGAUUGAAGAUGGGGGAUAAUUGGUCGGGGUUAAGUCAGACCGGACUAAGUCGCAAAACUUCAAAAAAUGAGAUAUUGAUAGCAUAGGAUACAGAAUUUCUUCAGCUACAUUCGACUUUUGCCAUAUUUGAAAUAUGUAACAAUAAGCAAGAAUUAUGGCUAAAAGUAAUUUCCAAUUAUCAUGUAAAAGGAUGCUGCGAUUCAAACUUUAAACUCGUUUUUACAUUCGAAAUAUUUAGUCCGGUCUGACUUAAAACCGACCAAUUCAAGCACUUCAAGGACCCUCAAUGUUUACAAAUCUAACCUUAUUGAAGAGACAAUAUUGAAUUUAGCAAAACUCGUUAAGCUGUACGCACACGUGACGAACAGGACAGGGAUAAAAAAUCAAAUAUUCAGCCCUAUUCUGCAUUAUACGACGGAUUACAUUUUCGAAUUAACGUGGUUCGGUCGAAGCAGGCUCCCGUUGGAUUUUGCUGUCGUUAUUAAAAAUGCAAGUCACAUUCGUUCAAAAGAGCGAUCCGUCGUAACGCAAAACAAAAAGGCUCGAUUUGUUCUAGCUAUUUCAACGCGUCAACAGCAACAGUUCUACCAGCGAUGGGCUAGGUAGAACAAAAUCCAUAGCUUUUUUGCGUGUAUCCUAUCGCCUCGUGUGCGACCAGCUUUAAAAAGAACGAAUCCACAACCCGCGUUAUCGUUAAUGAAUUGCCUACAAAGGAAGCUCUCAUACCUUUGUCCUUAUUUUCUAACAAAUUGUGUGAUUUU